Messenger RNA from Phalaenopsis equestris, 1412 nucleotides. Its product is annotated as probable inactive leucine-rich repeat receptor kinase XIAO. The transcript has a single exon. Gene Ontology annotation, molecular function: protein binding. Lineage: Eukaryota; Viridiplantae; Streptophyta; Magnoliopsida; Asparagales; Orchidaceae. The record is from RefSeq and is a predicted model, not a curated record. Bases 144 to 1328 code for a protein of 394 amino acids.
CCAAAAGAUAAUAGUAAUAGUAAUGAAAUUUGUAGACCACAUCACAUCCAUCGUCUUCCUGACGCCACCAUUUCAAUUCCCCGCAAUAACUAGCCGCCCAAAUUCAGAGGGAGUAGAGAGAUAUCAAAGAAAGCAGGGAUUCGAUGACUUACCUCUUGCUCCACUUCGCCGUGCUCCUCCUGCUCCAUUUCUGCUCGCCGGCGGCCUCCAUCACCUUCCCCUCCGACGCCGCAGCUCUAGCCGCACUCAAAUCGGCUAUCAUCCCCUCCUCGAUUCCUCCCUUCUCCUGCCUUUCUUCAUGGAACUUCUCUGCUUUCUCAGACCCAUGCCGAACUUCUCUGUGCGGCCUCUCCUGCUCCAGCGACGGUCGAAUCACGGCAAUCGCCCUCGAUCCCGCCGGAUACUCCGGCUAUCUUCCCCCUGUCAUAUCCAAUCUCUCCCACCUCCAAACACUAGACCUAUCCAGCAAUUUCUUCCACGGCUCAAUCCCUUCUUCUUUCUCCUCCCUCUCCAAACUCCAAUCCCUCAUCCUCACCUCUAACUACUUCACAGGCACGAUCCCUUUCUCUCUUCUAUCAAAUCUUUCGUACCUGCAAACGCUAGAACUCUCCCGCAACUCCUUCUCCGGCUACAUCCCCGCCUCUGUUUCCACUCUCUCUGCUCUCGCUAUCCUCGAUUUCAGCUACAAUCGCCUCAUCGGCCCGAUCCCUUCUUCUCUCCCACCAAAUCUGGUAACCCUAGCUCUUAGAGGGAAUUCUCUAUCGGGAUUUCUAAACCGAUCGGCGUUCGCGCCACUGCGGAUACUGGAAGUCGCCGAUCUCGCCGGAAAUCGACUCAGCGGGCAUGUAGAGGGCUGGCUUCUGAAACUCCCUAAGAUCCAGCAAGUGAAUCUGGCGAACAACAGCUUCGAGAAAUGGGAGGUGUGGCCGGUCGCCGUCGGCGAUAAUGGCGGACAGAAUCUCGUUGCGGUGGACCUAGGGUUUAAUCGGAUCGGGGGACAACUGGCUCCGGAGCUAGCGGGGUAUCCAUCGCUGGUGGCGGUCACGGUGAGUUAUAACCAGCUGAAGGGAGAAAUACCGUGGCAAUACCAUGAAGAGAAGAAAGGCGCGGCGUUCCGGCGGCUAUUUCUAGCCGGAAAUUUUCUGGAAGGUAGGGUUCCGGAACAGUUUUUGGCGGGAGAAAUGGAGGGGAGAUUUGGGGAUAAUUGCUUGGAGGGAUGUCCGCUGGUUUCGGAGAUGUGCUCUCCGAGGCAGAAACCGGAGUUGGUUUGUAAGAUGGCGUAUUCCGGUGACGGACAUCGGCGGCGAGUUGAUAUGAUCAGGGUUUAGGGUCGCCGGCGUGAAGAGCAGGACGAUGUAUACUAGUUAAGAGGAUUUAUAACAGUACCCCUCAAUUCCUAUGUAUUUACAAAU